Messenger RNA from Apus apus (common swift), 807 nucleotides. It is a transcript of the gene RAMP1, whose product is annotated as receptor activity modifying protein 1. The transcript is spliced from 2 exons. The record is from RefSeq and is a predicted model, not a curated record. The coding region runs from base 27 to 437 and encodes 136 amino acids. Gene Ontology annotation, biological process: intracellular protein transport; calcium ion transport; cellular response to hormone stimulus. Gene Ontology annotation, molecular function: coreceptor activity. NCBI's taxonomy places the organism in Eukaryota, Metazoa, Chordata, Aves, Apodiformes, Apodidae. Gene Ontology annotation, cellular component: membrane; signaling receptor complex; cell surface.
CCCACCAUGGCAGGUCCUGACUCUGUAUGUCCUGUCCUUCAGCCCACCACUUGCUGGUGGCCACAGCAUGCCAGGAGCCCAACUAUGGCUGGAUGAUCCAGCACUACUGCCUGAAGCAGUUCCAGCUCACCAUGGAGAACAUUGGGCAGAGGCUCUGGUGUGACUGGGAUGAGACCCUGGGCACCUACACCCAGCUGACCAACUGCACAGCACUGCUGGCCGAGCGCCUGGGCUGCUUCUGGCCCAACGCGCAGGUGGACCAGCUCUUCCUGACCAUCCACCGGGACUUCUUCUGGAGCUGCUCCCCCUCGGGCCGCGCCCUGCACGACCCCCCGCCCCACGUCCUCUGCCCCUUCGUCCUCCUGCCUGUCCUGGUUACCCUCCUGAUGACGGCGCUGGUGGGAUGGAGGAGCAAGCACAGCCAGGCCCUGGGCUAGGAGCUCCUGCCUCUUCCCAUGGAAUGGGCUUCCUUGGGGUUGUUUUCUGGGAAGCCACCAGAAGAAGAGCAUCGUUGGAGGUUCCAAGCCUUGGAGGCUGAGGUGGAGGUGCCACCAGUUCCAAGUUUGAGUCCCAAGUCGAGAUGGGAUGGAGGGGUUGGUUGGUGGGACGGAGGAGGGGUUGGUGGGAUGGAGGUGAUGGUUGGUGGGAUGGAGGUGAUGGUUGGUGGGAGCUGCGAGGUGGUUCCAUGCAGCCCUUCCCAGGGGACCUGGGCACAUCCCUGGCCAUGAAAACACCUCUUCCCAACCCUCUUUCCCAGCAUUCCCAGCAAAGGCACCUUCUCCCAUCCCAGCCCGUGGAUGAGACCUU